Molecule: messenger RNA, 4133 nt
Organism: Hylaeus anthracinus
Lineage: Eukaryota; Metazoa; Arthropoda; Insecta; Hymenoptera; Colletidae
Gene: fmt
Product: serine/threonine-protein phosphatase 6 regulatory subunit 3
Exons: 18
Coding region: 360-2891 (843 amino acids)
Cellular component (GO): nucleus; cytosol
Molecular function (GO): protein phosphatase binding; protein phosphatase regulator activity
Source: RefSeq, a predicted model, not a curated record
UCGCGGAAUAUUGCAUAUUGCUUCCGCAGCAAACGUCAAAGUUAAAACAAUUCUCAAGGGUUUUUGCAUUUCAGAGAAAAAGUGACAUUUUCAAAGCAGAUCCACGCCAGAGAAAGAAAAUAUAGGUUUCGUUCGGUGACCUUUAACUUUCGCAGUAACGACGAUCGUCGCUGCAAUUAUUUCACGGCAUCAUCAUCGUUCUAAUACGCGCCCAUGCAAUGUUAGUUGGCUCUCCCUGGCUCUCCCUCUCGCGAAGCGUUACGUUAUUUUUUUAGUGGCCACCACUUCAAUGUUGUGAUUAUUUUUGCGUCCGAUUAAACGUAUCGUAGUCGAGCAAAGGCGUGAUACGCGAUCGCAACAUGUUUUGGGCAAAUAAUUACGUGUCAUCGCCUCAUAUCGAGGCACUCCUCAACAAGGAGGAUAUUACGUUGCACGAGUUGAUGGACGAAGGAGAUAUUUUGCAAGAAUGUAGAAGCCUAAACAAGAAACUUAUCGAUUAUCUAACAAGAUCUGAUGUAAUGGAAGAGUUGAUACUACUUACAACUAAAGAACCAUCAACAGACAUAGUGGAACGUUGGCGUUACAAAUAUCCGAAUAUAGCUUGCGAACUAUUAACAUGUGAUGUACCAACUUUAAACGAGAAAUUAGCAGGAGAUGAGACACUUUUGGCUAAACUUUAUUCCUUUAUCGAAACGGACCAACCAUUAAAUCCUCUGUUGGCAUCAUUUUUUAGUAAGACUAUCGGUGUACUUGUUACUCGUAAAACUGAUCAGAACUGGUAUUCGUAUCAGUUCACUUGUUUGCAGGUUUUAGAAUUUUUGAAAAGUCGUUUUACGUGUGUUGAUUUGCUUUUGCGACACUUGGAAACCUCUGCGAUUAUGGAUUUAAUACUGAAACUUGUUACUCGGGUUGAAGGCAGUGAUACGCGACAAAAUAUAUUAAACUGGUUAAAUAGUCAACAGUUAGUGCAAAGGUUGGUACAGUUAUUAUCCCCUAGCUCUGAAUCAAGUAAACAUGCAAAUGCUGCACAGUUACUUUGUGAUAUGAUUAUUGAGACACGAGAAAAUCAACGUACAUCUGCAAAACAAACUGAUUCAGAUCCUAUUUUAAAUACCCUUGAAUCAGAAGAAACAGUGAGUCUGUUGUUAGAAACUAUCUUAAAUGGAGAAAAAUUAGAAAGUAGUAUUGUUGGAGGAAUUCAAGUACUUCUCACACUUUUAGGCAAAAAAGCUAACAACGCGUUAAACGAAGGAGAUAUUCACGGCAAUGGUAUCGGCGAGGAAGUCACAGAUAAUGAACAGCGUAUGAAAAUUUCAAAUGCAACCCUGCCUUAUUUAGAACGACUUCACAAACUCCUAUUAGAUCCACCUUACAAACCCCCCAUUAAACAAACUGUUGGAGUGUUAGAAUGUCCAUUAGGCAAUACACGUAUACAUGUAGCAAAGUUAUUCACAGCACUGAUGACAGUGGAAAAUGUAAAAAUUUAUGAGACCUUAGUAGAAUUAGGAACAUUCCAAACACUACUGGAUUUAUUUUUUACAUAUGUGUGGAACAAUUUCCUACAUACUCAAGUACAAUUGUGCCUGGCUUUAGCUGUUAAUUGUGAUUUUAAGUAUACAAAUGACAUUAUUUAUAAUAAUAUAUUUAUCGAGUGCAAAUUAAUAGAUCGAAUUUUAAAAGCGUAUGCCGAAUAUGAUGCUGAACGGCAUUCAAUCUAUGGAGAAACCAGACAGGGAUACAUGGGUCAUUUGAUAAAUAUUGCAAAUAACAUUGUUAACCAAUGUAAAAAGAGCGAAGAUUUAGAUAACUUUUUAAAGGCUAACUUACCCCCUAAGUGCCUCUACGAAUGGAACAAAUUUGUGAAUGUAUCAUUGGUAAUAAUUAAUAAAACUAAUCAAGUUGUGUUGAGCGGAGAGGCUCAACCAUUCAAAAAUAAUUCCAGUGAAAAUCCAGACGAUUAUAGUUCUAAUCCCGAAGAAGAAUUUAAUCGAAGCGAGCAAUAUUACGCUAAUUACCUGAAACAACACAUGGGACCGCAAUUUGUUGGAAAUUUUGGAUUCGACGACGACGAAUUCAAUAAAAGCGAAGGUGAUCUUCAUAAUUCGGUUGACCAAUUAACAACAUUGGCCUUCACACUCAGCGAAGAAAAUCACGAAGAGAGAGAAGAUAUGUUCAAAAAGAUUUGUCAGGAGAAACAAAACGUUGGCUUGGAAGACUGUAGCGCAGUAGGAGAAUGGGGUGACGAACUUACUUAUCAGACUGUGGUAGAUAAAGAAGACUGGCCCACGAAACAACAACAUAACGAUUCCAAUUCAUUCGACGAGGAUGACGAAGGAUGGAAUACAACUGAACCACUAUCGACUGGUAAUAAUACGCUUCCCGAAGUGAAUCCAUGGGACAGUGCACCUUCAGAAACAGUUGAACCUACUGGUUGGGCAAAUUUUGAUAAUUUUGAAAACACUCUCAGUGUAGAGAAUGUGAUAAUAGAUAACAAAUUGUGUGAUGAUAUUAAAAAAGAGACACCAGAUACAUCGGCGGAUCUAAACAAAACGGAAGAUGUAGUAGAAAAUAAAGUAACGGCGGAAGCCACUAUCGGAGCAGGUGAUGUAAAAGUCGAAGAGUCUGUUGACAGUACUCCUUUAGACACAGAAACGAAUGUGAAUCAUAAAAUCAUCGAAGAUAGUUCGUUUCCUGUUUGUACCCCUGAUAAAAAUGCAAAUCCAAGUGAAAUUUCAGAUACCAGCGAAACUACGUGCGGAGAUAACAUAAUGAACGUGGAGCUUGAAACUACUACGGUACAAAAUGAAAAGUCCUCGAACGAAUACAAAAUCUCUUGUAGUUUAGACAACGCAUCAUCGGAAGCUGUAUUACCACCAACAGAUGCCAAAUGAAACGCUAUUUCUUAAGUACGGCAUUGCAAUAGAACAAAGGAAAUCAUAUCAGUAUAAAUUUGUACGAAUGAUCAGAGUAUAUAUUACGUCCUUAUAUUUUCAUUAGAUCACAUUAAUUGUGCUUCAUUGCGUUGGCGCCUGAGCAACUACACUUUACGGUAGGUUAUAAAUACGGAAUGAAAACGUAAGAGAAAAAAACUAAUUGACGCUCAACUAUGUUUAGUGUAUUAAUUGAUAUAUUUGCAUAAGUUCUCAGGCUGCCAACGUUUCGAUUGUAGGUAUUACAUCUUUGUGAAAUACAAUUUUCCAAACAUUCUCGAUGAUAAUUGUUAUCGAUGGUUUAUUCAAAUUGUUAUUUGUACGUUAAUCGACAUAAAAAUUUGACAGUCAUACAUAUUUUUUUUUUCUGUCGAGUGUUUGGCGUUUUGCAUGAUGAACUAGACAAAAGUACAGUUUGUAUAAAGCAGGAGCCAAUAGUAGCCGAGAUUGAUCGAACUCUCGCUUGAUCGCUCUAUAUUUGGUUUCACACAAGUACUACAUACCGUUAUAUAUAUAUGUAUAUAAUACCGUUAUACAUAUAUAUAUUGUAAUGUUUUUAACGAUAUCGAUACGAGGCUCCUUAAAGAAAAAUCACCAUUAAUGAUAUUUCAUAAAGAACUGGUGCUUUUGCUUCUUCGUUCGAUAAGGCAAAGGUACUUAUAUGCAGUGCCUAUUGUUUCAUUAAAUGUAUGCUCGUACAACGAUGCGAUACAAACAAGAAAGAAAAAUUAUGUAUUUUUAUUACGUUGAUGAUAAUAUUCAGCCAAUGUAUACACACGUAAUGUAAUCGAAGUAUUUCAAUGAAUAACUUUAUUUGCAUUCCAGUAAGAAAAUUCUAUAAGAAUAAAUAACGUUAAUAGUCUUUCAAAAUGAUCUUCCAAAAAGAUAUAGUAUUAAAUUGCAGGGUCCUGAACUUAAUGUGGUGUAUGCUUUGGUUAAUAUGUGUAUAGUUUUUUAAAGGGGAAUUUUGUGAAUUAAAUUUCCUAGUUAUUCGAGAAAUUUUGUUUGCCUUAAGAGUUCUUGCUAUAGUAAUGUGUUUAUAGUACCACGUACACGAAAUAUUGUACAUAAUAAAUAAAUACAAGCAGUGUUCAAAAUUCAAAGAACAAUAUUAUUAUUAUUAUUUAAUUAAAUAUCAUUUUAAUGUGUAAGACAUGGUGUCGCUUUACAAUCAGAAAUGAAUAAACACAAUACUUAAUUUUA